AUGAGUUUUAGGGGUGACGGUUCUUCUUCUCAACAGACCUCUUCUUCUCUCUCUGUGAAUGGCGCAUCACCACUUCCCGCCGCUGAAAAGCCUUGGCCGCCGCGAAUCAUCGCUACCACUCGUCUCUCUCUCCGUCUCAAUCCUCUCUGCGGUUUCGUUUGUUUCGUGAUUUCCAACCUUCUCCGAUCCAAGCUUCAUCAUCGUCGUCUCAUCUUCAUUUUCAAAUUCAUUGCACGAUCUCCGUCUCAACCUUCUUCGUCUCAUUUUUGUCAUCUCGGAUGCAUCAACAACAUCUCCGAUUUAAUUCGUCGCGCAUCGAUUCAAACAAAACUCAACAUACAGGCCAUUGAUUCAUGA
Molecule: messenger RNA, 357 nt
Organism: Vicia faba (fava bean)
Lineage: Eukaryota; Viridiplantae; Streptophyta; Magnoliopsida; Fabales; Fabaceae
Source: the annotation of a GenBank genome assembly